AUGGAGCCUUGGCCCUGGAUCUCCUCGCUGCUGCUGGUCCUCCUGGCCCUCAUCCUGCUUCUCCUGCUGUGGGGCAGAGUCCCCGGGGGGCUGCCGCCUGGCCCCCAGCCCCUGCCCCUGCUGGGAAACCUGCUGCAGCUACGAGGCCAGCCCCUCCUCUGCUCCCUGCUGCGGCUGCGGGAGCGCUACGGCCCCGUGUUCACCGUCCACCUGGGGCCUCGGCCGGUCGUGAUGCUGUGCGGCUACACGGCGGUGAAGGAGGCGCUGGUGGACCAGGCGGAUGACUUUGGGGCACGCGCAGAGAUGCCCAUGACCCAGAGGACAAGCAAGGGCUGUGGGAUUGCCUUCAGCAACGGCGAGACAUGGAAGCAGCUGCGGCGCUUCGCCCUGAGCGCCCUGCGGGACCUGGGCAUGGGCCGGCGCAGCAUCGAGGAGCAGAUCCAGGAGGAGCUCGGGCACCUGCUGGGGGAGCUACGGCAGACAGGAGGGGCACCCGUGGACCCCACCUUCCUGCUGCACCGCUCCGUGGCCAACAUCAUCUGCUCCAUGGUGUUCGGAGAGGGGUUCGACUACAGCGACUCCGAGCUCCAGGAGCUGCUGGACCUGACGCAGGAGAACGCACGGCGCUUGGACAAUAUCUGGGUGCAGCUCUACGCCCUCUUCCCGUGGCUCCUGGGGCCUCUGCCCGGCCCCCAUAACCGGCUGUUUGAAAACUUCGACGAGCAGAAGAGGUACGUGGCUAGGGUGGUCCGGAAGCAUGAAGACACCCUGGAGCCUGCAGCCCCCCGAGACUACAUCGACACCUUCCUCAUCAGGAUGCAGCAGGAGGAGGGAGACCCCAGCACUCAGUUCCACCGGGAGAACCUCCUUGUCUCCGCCCUGGACCUGUUCUUUGCUGGCUCAGAGACUACCAGCUCCACGCUGCGAUAUGGGCUCCUGCUGCUCCUCAAGUACCCCCACGUUGCAGAGAGGGUCCAGGAGGAGAUCCAGGCCGUGGUGGGGCCGAGCCGGCUGCCCUGCGGGGAGGACAGGCAAAGGAUGCCCUAUACGGAUGCCACUAUCCACGAGAUCCAGAGGUUCAUUGACAUUGUGCCCCUGGGGGUCCCCCGCAUGACCACGCGGGAUGCCCACUUCCGGGGCUACGUCAUGCCCAAGGGCACGACCGUCUUUCCCCUCCUGAAUUCAGUCCUCCAUGACCCUGCAUGGUUCCCAGACCCGGAGACCUUCGACCCCGCACACUUCCUGGAUGACAAGGGCAGGUUCCGGAGGAAUGCAGCCUUUGUGCCCUUCUCGGCAGGCAAGCGGGCAUGCCCCGGAGAGGGCUUGGCACGCACGGAGCUCUUCCUCUUCUUCACCAGCGUCCUGCAGCGCUUCGCCAUUGCGUCACCAGUUGGUGCCAAGGAGCUGGACAUCACGCCAGAGCACAGCGGGUUUGGCAAGGCCCCACCACGCUACCAGGUCUGCUUUACCCCGCGUUGGUGAUCCUGGAGCACGGGCACCACUGUGGGGCCCCAGGUCGGUUCGGAGCAGGUGACUGCACCUGAGGCCUCACCAUUAAAUAGAGCCCGUCUU
Messenger RNA from Alligator sinensis (Chinese alligator), 1572 nucleotides. RefSeq names its product cytochrome P450 2B1-like. Gene Ontology annotation, cellular component: cytoplasm; intracellular membrane-bounded organelle. Gene Ontology annotation, molecular function: heme binding; iron ion binding; oxidoreductase activity, acting on paired donors, with incorporation or reduction of molecular oxygen, reduced flavin or flavoprotein as one donor, and incorporation of one atom of oxygen. The record is from RefSeq and is a predicted model, not a curated record. Lineage: Eukaryota; Metazoa; Chordata; Crocodylia; Alligatoridae. The transcript has 9 exons. The coding region runs from base 1 to 1482 and encodes 493 amino acids. Gene Ontology annotation, biological process: xenobiotic metabolic process.